Messenger RNA from Lentinula edodes (shiitake mushroom), 1417 nucleotides. Its product is annotated as family A1 protease. The transcript has 11 exons. Gene Ontology annotation, molecular function: aspartic-type endopeptidase activity. Gene Ontology annotation, biological process: proteolysis. The record is from RefSeq and is a predicted model, not a curated record. NCBI's taxonomy places the organism in Eukaryota, Fungi, Basidiomycota, Agaricomycetes, Agaricales, Omphalotaceae. The coding region runs from base 150 to 1358 and encodes 402 amino acids.
UGUUGUGAAAUUCCACCAAGCUUGCAUGAUCCAUAUGCUUACUUACGGUGAUCCUGCUUCAUUGCUUCUUCUUGACAUUUAAAAGGAUGCGUUAUUAGACUUUAUCACUUAGGACUUUGGGCUUUAGACCACUUCACCUCUUCAUCAAGAUGUUCUCUGCCGUCUCCUUGUUGGCUUUUGUCACCCUCGCUUUGAACGUCGUUGCCAACCCGGUUGUCAUCGACCGCUCCCCGAUCCUCUCCAUCCCUCUCACGAAGAUUCACAAUAUCACUAGUGGACACAAUUUAGUCGCGUCUGGCCUCGCAAGAGCACAGAACUUCAAGGACCGUGCUAAGGCUCAUGAUCUUGCAGCGGUCAAGAAGAGGCAAGCAGAGCCCGUUAUCAACGAGGUUGUUUCUUACAUUGCCUCCGUGGGAGUUGGCGCGAGUGACACGCAGUACCAAUUGAUUGUUGACACGGGAAGUAGCAACACUUGGGUGGGCGCAGGUACGAAAUACGUCGCCAGUUCAACCUCCACCGACACCGGUGAUCGGGUCUCUGUCAGCUAUGGGUCCGGAGAGUUCUCUGGAACGGAGUACAUCGACAAAGUUACCCUAAGCUCUGCCCUCGUGAUCACAUCUCAAUCCAUUGGGGUAGCAUCCUCAUCUGAGGGCUUCGAGGGUACAGACGGUAUUAUAGGGAUCGGCCCCGACACUUUGACUGAGGACACCGUCAGCGGUGUCUCCACCGUGCCCACUGUCACUGAUAAUCUUUUCAGCCAAGGCACUAUUGCUGAAAAGGUUGUCGCUAUCUCCUUUGAACCUACCACUACGGAUGAAGUAACAAAUGGUGAACUGUUCUUUGGUGGUACUGACAGCUCCAAAUUUACUGGGGCCAUUACCUAUACAACCAAGUCUGGUGAUUACUGGGGUAUCACCCAGACUGUGACUUAUGGUUCGACAACCAUUCAGUCGUCGUUGUCUGGAAUCGUCGAUACAGGCACUACCCUCCUUUACCUUGAGGAGACUGGUUUCAACAAGUACAUCAAGGCUACCGGAGCAACUUUAGAUAACGCGACAGGUCUUUACAAGAUCACCACAGCCCAGUACAAUGCUCUUGAGAAUCUUGUUUUCACGAUUGGCGGUACCGAAUUUUCCUUGACCCCUAAUGCUCAAAUCUGGCCAAGAUCCUUGAACACUGCUAUUGGGGGAAGCGCAAGCAGUAUUUACCUUGUUGUUGCUGACCUUGGUGCUGAUGAAGCCGGCUUUGACUUUAUCGAUGGCUAUGUUUUCCUUGAGAGAUUUUACAGUGUUUUCGACACGACGAACAGUAGAGUAGGAUUUGCUACCACCUCCUUCACGACUGCGACCACGAACUAAACAAUGUCCUCCCUUUGGUUGUAAAACGAUGUAGAUGUGGUUUGACGAGAGUUUGGUUU